Messenger RNA from Alexandromys fortis (reed vole), 20546 nucleotides. RefSeq names its product heterogeneous nuclear ribonucleoprotein R (gene Hnrnpr). Bases 159 to 2060 code for a protein of 633 amino acids. The record is from RefSeq and is a predicted model, not a curated record. The transcript has 11 exons. Gene Ontology annotation, cellular component: nucleus; ribonucleoprotein complex. Lineage: Eukaryota; Metazoa; Chordata; Mammalia; Rodentia; Cricetidae. Gene Ontology annotation, molecular function: mRNA binding.
AGCAGUUCCGGGAAACCCCGCGUGCUGCCGGGAUCGCGUCUCGGUCCAUGAGGGGGGGAGGGGGUGGCGCGCGCGCCAUUUCUAGUCGUUUUCAAAGCGCCUCGCGCUGAUUCUCACGGGCCCGGCCGCCGGCCCCCCGUUCUGCCCUGCAUAAUAAAAUGGCUAAUCAGGUGAAUGGUAAUGCGGUACAGUUAAAAGAAGAGGAAGAACCAAUGGAUACUUCCAGUGUAACUCACACAGAACACUACAAGACACUGAUAGAGGCAGGCCUCCCACAGAAGGUGGCAGAAAGACUUGAUGAAAUAUUUCAGACAGGGUUGGUAGCUUAUGUCGAUCUUGAUGAAAGAGCAAUUGAUGCUCUCAGGGAGUUUAAUGAAGAAGGAGCUCUGUCUGUACUACAGCAGUUCAAGGAAAGUGACUUAUCUCAUGUUCAGAACAAAAGUGCAUUUUUAUGUGGCGUUAUGAAGACCUACAGGCAGAGAGAGAAACAGGGCAGCAAGGUGCAGGAGUCCACAAAAGGGCCCGAUGAGGCAAAGAUCAAGGCCUUGCUUGAGAGGACUGGUUAUACUCUGGAUGUAACCACAGGACAAAGGAAGUAUGGUGGUCCUCCACCAGACAGUGUCUACUCAGGUGUGCAACCUGGAAUUGGAACAGAGGUCUUCGUAGGUAAAAUCCCAAGAGACUUAUAUGAGGAUGAGUUGGUACCCCUUUUUGAGAAGGCUGGUCCUAUCUGGGAUCUACGCCUCAUGAUGGAUCCACUCUCUGGUCAGAACAGAGGAUAUGCAUUUAUCACCUUCUGUGGGAAGGAAGCUGCCCAGGAAGCAGUUAAGCUGUGUGACAGCUAUGAGAUUCGCCCUGGUAAACACUUGGGAGUGUGCAUUUCUGUGGCAAACAACAGACUUUUUGUUGGAUCCAUUCCAAAGAAUAAGACUAAAGAAAACAUUCUGGAAGAGUUCAGUAAAGUCACAGAGGGUUUGGUGGACGUUAUUCUCUAUCAUCAACCCGAUGACAAAAAGAAGAAUCGGGGGUUCUGCUUCCUUGAAUAUGAGGAUCACAAGUCAGCAGCACAAGCCAGACGCCGGCUGAUGAGUGGAAAAGUAAAAGUGUGGGGAAAUGUAGUUACAGUUGAAUGGGCUGACCCUGUGGAAGAACCAGAUCCAGAAGUCAUGGCUAAGGUGAAAGUUUUAUUUGUGAGAAACUUGGCUACUACGGUGACUGAAGAAAUAUUAGAAAAGUCAUUUUCUGAAUUUGGGAAACUGGAGAGAGUGAAGAAGUUGAAAGAUUAUGCGUUUGUUCAUUUUGAAGACAGAGGAGCUGCUGUCAAGGCUAUGGAUGAAAUGAAUGGAAAAGAAAUAGAAGGGGAAGAAAUUGAAAUUGUCUUAGCUAAGCCACCAGACAAGAAAAGGAAAGAGCGCCAAGCUGCUAGACAGGCCUCCAGAAGCACUGCGUAUGAAGAUUAUUAUUAUCACCCUCCUCCCCGAAUGCCACCUCCAAUGAGAGGUCGAGGUCGUGGUGGAGGGAGAGGUGGAUAUGGCUACCCUCCAGAUUAUUAUGGCUAUGAAGACUACUAUGAUGAUUACUAUGGUUAUGAUUAUCACGACUAUCGUGGAGGCUAUGAAGAUCCCUACUACGGCUAUGAUGAUGGCUAUGCAGUAAGAGGAAGAGGAGGAGGAAGGGGAGGGCGAGGUGCUCCACCACCACCAAGGGGGCGGGGAGCACCACCUCCAAGAGGUAGAGCUGGCUAUUCUCAGAGGGGGGCACCUUUGGGACCACCAAGAGGCUCAAGGGGUGGCAGAGGGGGUCCUGCACAACAGCAGAGAGGCCGUGGCUCUCGUGGAGCUCGGGGCAAUCGAGGGGGCAAUGUAGGAGGCAAGAGAAAGGCAGAUGGGUACAACCAGCCUGAUUCCAAACGUCGUCAGACCAACAACCAACAGAACUGGGGUUCCCAACCCAUCGCUCAGCAGCCGCUUCAGCAAGGUGGUGACUAUUCCGGUAACUAUGGUUACAAUAAUGACAACCAAGAAUUUUAUCAGGAUACUUAUGGGCAACAGUGGAAAUAGACAAGUGAGGGCUUGAAAACGAUACUGGCAAGAUACGAUUGGCUCUAGAUCUACAUUCUUCAAAACAAAAUUGGCUUAACUGUUUCAUCUUUAAGUAGCAGUUUGCUGCCAUUUGUAUUCAGCUGAAGAAAUCACUAUUGUGUAUAUACUCAAGUCUUUUUAUUUUUCUUCUUUUCUAAAUGCUCUUGGACAUUAUUGGGCUUGCAGAGUUCCCUUAUUCUGGGGUCACAAUGCUUUUAUCGUUCCAGGCUUCAUUUUAGCUUCAGAACAAACUGUUAAAUCAUGAUUUUGCAGAACCUUUGGUUUGGACAGUUCCGUUUUUUUGGAUUUGGAAUAGAUUACAUAGGAGUAUGAAGUAUGCUGUAAAUAAAAGUACAAGCUAGUGCUUUGUCUUAGUAGUUUUAAGAAAUUAAAGCAAACAGAUUUAAGUUUCCUUGUAUUGAAAAUAACCUAUGACUGUAUGUUUUGCAUUCCUAGAAGCAGGUUAACUGUGUUUUUAAAUUGUUAUAACUUCACAUCUUUUUGAAAUCUGCCCUACAAAAUUUGUUUGGCUUAAACGUCAAAGCCGUGACAAUUUGUUCUUUGAUGUGAUUGUAUUUCCAAUUUCUUGUUCAUGUAAGAUUUCAAUAAAACUCAAAAAUCUAUUCAAAACAUUACCUAUUUCAAAUUCAAUUGUGUCCUAAAACAUUAUUUUAUUCGUAAUCCUUGAAGGAAUACUGUUUUCAAAGUAGAACUGCCUAUGUGAGUGAUCAAAUUCAUGAAAAAUUUCUUGUUUAUUCCAUCAUGUAUUGUGGAUAUCAGAUUUGAGGAUUAUUCUAAAUUCACAUAUUCCAAAUAGCAUUUCAUUGAUUGGUGUUCUCUCUUAAUCUCUUCUAGUUUUGAAAUUUUAUCCUUAAAACAAAACAGACUCAAAGGUUUUUGAACAGGUAUUGGAUAAUUUUCAUUAAAGCAAAAUGGAACUGGAGAAGCAGACUACAAUUUAUUUGGCCCACAAUAUAUCCAAUCAAGAAUAUUUUGUGACUGAAGAUCUUAUUGGCUGAAUAAGUAGAUACAAAUACAGAGAAAACUUAGUAUUGUGGCGUCACUUGUACCAUGGAUUAAACUUCAGUUUUAGUGUUUAUGAUCAGCACCCCUACUUUAGUUACUUACACGAUUUCUUUCGCUGAGUACACUUGCUUUGGGAAGCAGUCAUGCCUUAGAAGAGGCUUUUAAAUAUCAUUAUAGUUGUGUCUUUGGCUUUCUGCUAAAUUCUCUUUAUUUUUAAAUUUUUAUUAUGUCUACUGGCUAAGUUUUUGCUGACCAAAUAAUAGCAUUAUCUAUGUCCUUGUUUCUUUUAGAAAUUAAUUUAUUCUAAUGACUUUUUGCUAAAUGAUAAGAACAGAAUAAUUAAAUUUUCUAUUUGAAGUUUUUUUCCUUUUGGUGCUGGGACUUGAACCCAGAGUUUUGCACAUGUGCAACCACUGAGCUGAAUCUAAUCCCCCUAAAAUGUUUUAAAUUAUAAACCACUGGGGAAUUAAAAUGGAUUCCCUCAUUUUAUGCUUUGUUCCUGUUUGGUGUCUUUUGUGGUCACAGUUUUAGGUAUCAGAAUCACAUGCCAUUUAAUUCCUUGUCGGCACAGUCAACCAUAUUUUCAGUUUCGUGACUUCAUUUUGAAUUUUAAAAGUUUACAAUUGCUGAUGAGAGCCAAAUACCACAUUUUUUUCAAAGUUUAUUUAUAUAGGACAAUAAUUUAACAGGCUUUAAAUAGUCUUAUUUUGUAGAAAUUGAUAAAGGAAUCAUGUGGCCUGUUAUAAGUUAACAUGGGUGUUACUUGGUAAUGUUUACAGUCCAGUUUUUAAUUUUGCUUAUGCCCUUGUAUAUACAUAAAGACAGCAGAUAUUCUUUAGAUGCUGCCUUUAAACUUUGAAAAUAUAAUUCAAAACCUCGAGUGUAAAUUAGACUUAAAUCACCUUUUCUUGGAAAGAAAAAAAUGUACAAGUAAAAAUUUCAUUGCUAGUAUUUUUUUAAAUACAUGUUACAGGCUAGAAAGGUGGCCCAGCAAGUGCUGUCAGACCUGACUCUGUGAGUGUGACACACAGCUUCACACACAAUUAAUUGAUUUUAAAAAUAUUCAAUUAGAUAUUAGUCAUACAAUUAGGAAAGUGAUUCUGAAAAAGCAGUUCAUUGUGCUUCUGUCAAUAACCCUAAAAUACAAAGUUUAGUAAAUCCAGUGAAGCUCAAGUUCCAUUUCAAAACCCUUUAACUAUAUAUUCUAUUUCGAAUUUUAAAUGGGCACUUUAUUUUCUGUCCCUUUCACUAAUUAAAAAUAUAUCUACAGAGAUUUUCUUUAAUCUUUGCUUUAAAAGUUUUUACUUCUUAAAAAUCAAUGACCCCAUUUAAAAAAAUUUGUCUUAGAGCUUUUCCUAUUUGAUGUCAUAGUGUAGUCAUAGUUAUGCCUUGGCAUUCACCAAAAACCAGUGCUUACCUUGUCAUGGGCAUCGGACAAAUGUCAAUCAAGGAACUUUGUAGAUUUGCAGUAGGGAAUUUUGUUUGUUUAUAAGUAAAUAGUCACAGAUUAUGAAUUCUGAGGGAUUUGACCUCCUAUUUGUCUACUUUUCCAUAUAUUUUUUUUCUCCCCAAUCUAGUUAAUGAAGCAUUAUUUAUGAGCCUGUCAGACUAAGUGUUAGGAAGUAAUACCUAUAUUGAGGUAGGCCUCUUUGUAGGUACCCUCCUGACAUUAACAAGUAUAUUCCUUCCCCAUAAUGGAAUGCUAAUUUUUAUUUGAUCACUCAUUUAUAGCAGUUGUUUAAAUGUGUAUAUUUAUAUGAAGCCGUUCUAAUUAAAAGCAAAAAGUUCUAAUAAGUUGCCAGAUUUCUAAUUAAAUUCAGAUUUACCUGAUCAAAAAAAUAAGGAAAAUUAAUUAUGGUUUUAAAGUUCUUUUUUAAAAAAAAUAGCAGAUUUGUGUUUUAUUUUUCUUAGUUGCAGAGAUUAUUCUGCAAAAGAAAGCCCAAUGCUUUCUCCUAGUUAGAGAUCAUUUUUCUUACGAUAUGAACCGUCAUACAAAGGUUAGCAUGCAUCAAAAUAAAUUAUGUAUUUUAAAUUAUAGGAGAGAAGGGACAUAAAAUUCCACUCCUAUCAUAAAGCCUUAUAAAAUUAUUCUUGAAACUCAUUACAUCAUUUGCCUCCUGCCCAUUGAAUAUAAUCAUACCUAUGUUUUAUUAAUUGUGUAUGUAAAACCAAACCCUUCCAGUAAAUACUUGCUAUAAGGCUAUUCCUUGUUCUAAAGACUUAAAAAUUUAUUACAAGUUUGCCUUUCGAAGUCUACUUUCAAAGACAAUCUACCUGUACUGAGCUGUUCUCAGGACAGUUGGCUGUACUUGCUGUUUGCGCUGCUCUCUGAUUUGGAAUUUCCUAAGUGAGCAAUGAAGAGAAAGCCUUAUAGAAAGACUGCACUGGACCUGUGAAUGUGUUUCUGUUUCUCUAAAAUGGGAGCUUCUGUUAACUUAGGGUAGAGUUCUGAGUACGCCAGUGCUCAGGUGACUGCUGGAGAGUACAAAAUAACAGAUACACGAACCAAACAUGUUUACUUUUGCAUUAGAAGUUGGUUGCUCAGGUCUUAACUUUUGAAAUGCAAACAUCAAGUUUUUUAAAAAUUAGUAUUGGUUAGUAAUUUCAUAUUAAUAUUUAAUUUGAAGUAGCUAUUGGUACUCUUUCUGGAGAUUUUUUUCUUUUUAAAAAAUCAUGUUUAUAUGUAUAUAUAUAUAUAUAUAUAUAUAUGUUACUGUUGUUGUAAUUUUGAGGUUACCAGAAGCUCUGGCUUUGUUUUGGUUUUGCUUUUUUAUCAUUUUCAGAUGUUGUCCAGAAAUCUGCAAGUGUUCUUUUCCUGUUUUAACUCCUUCCUUUUAUCACCUGACUAUCAGGGAAGCGAGGUUGAGGCUGCCCUGCCCUGACAUGUCAUGAUGUCGACUUGCUAGGUGGGGUUCGCUGGGGACCAUAACCAGUGGAAUUGUUGGUAAGAACUUUUUUUUUCCUAUUUCUUUUCUUUCCCUUUUUUUUAAAUCAUUAGUGGGGAAUUGUGGGAAAAUGCUGCCCAUAUCUUAUAAGUAGGCAAUUAUGUUGGCCUUAUAGAAAAAUAAAGAUUUUAAAUAGUAUUUGUAUUCUCAAUAGGAACAUAUAAUAAGAACUUGACUCAUUCUUAGAUUAGUAGAUCGGCUGGAAAGACCUACAGAUGUUAAUUAAUGAAAUAUUCCCCGUUAUAACUUAGAAAAUAGAUACUUUACAAUCUAGAACAUCUGUUGAAGCAAUCACAUUUUAUUUUACUGUGAUUUUAGUCUCUGUUGUCUAUUAUAUUUUUAUUGUGUAAGUUAGCAUAUUAGCAUGUAGGGAGAUUUAUUGCGCACUAAUUUUUAUUGAAAAUGAGAAGCUAUUGCCUAGACUAGAGGGUUUAAACUGUAUACUGUGUAUUUUUAUUAAACUUUUUAAAGUUUUAUCAAUUUAAUACAAAAAGGUCUUGGCUUAAAGAUACAUUGAUAAUGGUAAUUUGGGAUCCAUAGGAAAUUUAUAUGGCUGAAGUCUUAAGACCUUGAAUGUGAACGGAAACAUAAAAGUAGAGUGGCUGAUGUAUCUCAGUGAGAGCUCAUACUUAAUAUGUUUGAGGCAUUAAGUUCGGUCCUCAGCAGCUAGCUGUUCUAAAUAAAACAAAAACGCUAUAAGCCUGUCAACUGACAAGAUUUGUAAAUACUACUAGAACUAAUAUUCAAAAUACUAGAUGAUUGCUAAAGUAAAAUUCUGUACUGUAUGUGGUGGUGCUAUCCUUAAUCCCAGCACUGGGGGAUUCUGUAGAGGAAGAUUGUGAGCUCCAGUUCAUUCUAGGUAACGCAAUGAGAAUCGGGAUCAGUGGUGGAGCGCUUGCCUAGAAUUCCUAAGAAUCUAGGUCAAUACCUAGUAGCACAAAAAAUAUCCUUUGGCAGCAACAAUAACUUAUCCCAGCUUAUACUCAGGGAAUUUCAUGAUGAUUACAUAUAAAUUGAGGGAAAUUGAUUUAAUAACUAGACAAAAAUAAUUUCAAUAAAAUUUUUAUCACAAAUUAAAUAUAAUUAUUGGUAUUUAAGUCAGAAGAACUGUCUCGUUAUUCUUGUGGAUCUUAACCUUCUGUUGGCAGUAUCAGUACAGACAGAAUCUGGUAGGUGUUACACAUGUGCUAGUCAGUGUUGUAAGUGUAAUUCUUAGCUCUCAGUUUACUGUAGAUUGGCUAGCUGAGUAUCACAAAUGAAGUCAUACAGAAUAACUAGCAAUUUCAAGGUUGGGUUCAAGUUUUGUUUCUUUGUGUACAUAUUAUGCAUGUUGUUUGAGUGCUAGAAAACAAUCAGGUGUAGAACUUGAAUGCUUGCACUAAAAAAGCAUGGUUCUUGUUCGUGAACAUUGUUGGUAUUAGGAACACUCAGUUUGAUGAGUUUGUGUAAGUUAAGAGAAAUAAAGAGAGCAAAUUUAUUAACCUUAUGCAUUUAUAACAAAAUACACUUAAUGGGACCAGAAAGAGAAUGAGGCAUUGGAAGAACACUUAAAUUGCUCAAAUAAGGGCUUCCAUUUCACUUAGCAGCUGUUUCAGAAUCCUAGAACAUUGUCUAUUUUGAUUUCUCACAGGUAAAGGCCAAAAGAAACAGCCAGAGAAAUUUCUCUGGCCUGCUAAAGAAUAUAGAAUUGUACUUUAAAGAAUUGCUACACUGUUUAGAGUUACAUUCUUGGCUAUUUUUAGAAUUGAACUGAAAAUGCCUACAGACACUAGGAUUCCUUGUGUGCAUACAGUAACAUGAGCUAUGUCCAAAUUGGGAAAUUUGCAAGACAUUUUCCAUUUAAUCAUUUUAAGAAAAACCUGCUUUUGGUACAGUGUUCAUGUACCAUAACUGUAUUGGAAUAUUUGUACAAUGUUAAUAUUUUUAAUAAAAUUUAACAUGUUCAAAAUGUUGUGUUGGUGAUUUGGGUUGGGGUGUCAUGGAUUCAGCUGUGCAAAGCAGAUUCAUUAGCUGUUAAAUUCAGGUUUUUAUAGGAAACAGGCAUUCUUCCCAAAUCCAGUACUAACCUGUUUUACUAAAGCUAGUCAAUGAGUAGCAAUGUAGUUACUUGUACUGAGUACACUGAGUUCUUGAGUACAGCUCUUCCUGGAGGGUACUUAGAGUACCUCGGAUGAGACCUGGACUGAGUAUGUCAGGCAGGAAUGUUCAUUACAGUCUGCCACCAGAGUUUUUCUGAGGAAAUUUAACAACCACAUUAGAAUUGAUCUUAAGAUCAAUUCAAAACAUCUAUAUUGUGUUUUCAGUAUGAUUUUUAGGCCUUGAGCCUGUAAUAAGAUGUAUCACAAAGAGAGGUGGCAAGAGGGGGUAUUUGACAGCUGUGUUGUCAGGUUGGGUGUGUAGUUGAGAAUGCUGCCAGUGAGCAGGAAGUUCCAUGUGAACAGUUCUCUGUGUCUUCAAGUAAGUUUAGUUUCUGUUUUCAUACAGCUCCCAUUCUCUUGCAGGUUACCUUGAUAUGGCCAGUUCUCUUCUGUUAUUUUCCUUGAGGAUAUACUCAUCCUCACCAAUGGUAAAGGUGGAAGUUCUGCAGUUCACAAUGGAGAUUUACUUGAAGUCAUACGGUCAUUCUUCUUUGUACUGUGCCAUUAAUAUAAAAAAGAUAUCUCUAGAGUGAAGAUAGGUGAUAAGUGUAGUUAUAAGAUGAGAACUAUAGGGCCUUCCCUGCAAUCACUGGUUUUCAGUUUACCAUUUUGUUCUUUUUCUGUUAGUUCCCAAGUCAAAAGAUCACUCAGUGAGCCAGCCAGGAAGGACUGUUAGAAAAACAGACAUAACCGAAGCUCUUGCAGAUGUUUUCAUAGGGAGGGCAGCGGCCAGGUAGGUGUGGUGCCAGGCCCUAUCCUGCUUAACUCUGAGAUCAGAUGUGGGCCACAUUUACUCUGGGCUGUCUGUAGGUCAUGUCUGACUUCAUUUAGUUCAUUUGUAAAAGUAUUUUCCUGUGCAGUUGUAUUAUUGAUUUAGAAGAAUAUCUUGUACCUAUAUCUAUCAAAAUACUGCUUUUCUGUUUAGAAAUUUCAGAAAAAUUAGGACUAUGUAUAAAUAUUUCUCACAAGAAACCCUGUUUUUUAAUAUUUUUUAUGUAUACAAUAUUCCCCAGAGGGCUUUGUCUCUGUCAUGGAGAUUAGUUUUAUGGUAUGCCAAGAAUCCUGUAAGUCUGGAAAUUUCAGUUCUUUAGUUGUUAAUAGAUUAAACAAAAUAUGAUUCAAGAACUUUUUAUUUUCUGUUUAAAAUUUUGGGCUUUAGGAGCUGGAGAAAUGGCUCAGUGGUCAAGAGUACUGGCUGUUCUUUCAGAGGACCCAGGUUCAAUUCCCAGUACCCACAUUGCAGCUCACAACUGUCUGUAACUCCAGUUCCAAGAGAUCUGAUACCUUCAUACCAAUACAUAUAAAAUAAAUAAGUUAUUUUCUUUUUAAAUUGGGCUUUAAAAGGAAGUUUGUUUUUCAUUGCUCAAAACGUUAUCCUAAUAAGUCCUGUCAUUGAACCUGUAAUAAUGGGGCUUAUUUAUUUAGCUUUUGUUAAAAUACCUCAGUUGGUUUGAUCAGAAGAACUUAAAUCCCCUCCCAGCAAAUCGAUUUUGAGCCAGGCAGUAUUGGCACACACCUUUAAUCCUAGCACUCAAAGGUGGAGACAGAUCUCUGUGAGUUCAAGGUCAGCUUGUAGGUCUAGAGUGUGCUCUAGGACAGAUAGGACUACCCUAUAGUAGUCCUAUAGAGAAACCCUGUAAUAAAAAAAACAAAAACAAAACAAAAUGCAUUGGUGUGCCUCCUGGUUGGCAGCAAAGUCCUGUUGGUGCAGUGUUCUGGAAGCUACGCCAGGAGGAUCAAAGUCUGAGGCUAUAGAGGGAGACUGCACCCUUCAGACACAAAGAAUAGUAAAUUUUGCUGCUGAAUUUGAUGUUGUUAAUGUGGUUGUGUUCAUGUAUUGAAAUUAUUUGUUUGGUUUUUCUAAAUGGAAAAAGUGCUGAAUGAGCCCAUUUGUUGUAUAUAUCAAAAUGAUGACUGUGUCAUCCCAGCUACACUAGAAAUUGGGCAGGAGGAUUAACAUUUUGAAGCCAGCUUGAGCAAUAUAUAAAGACUGCUUCUUAAAGCUCUUAGAAGGAACAGUGGGGGUAAUGAACUGGAGUUGUUCAUGUCCAGUCCAUCACUCCUCAAACUGAUGUGUAUGGAAGCCUCUUAGGAGUUUUCCAAUUUUCUCUUUCUCAGACUCCAUUUCUCACUCUUUAAUGAUGGACUUCUGGUUGAUUUUUCUAUCUUGACCUCCUUAUUGAUGGGGUUUUGUUGAGGUGAUUUAUUAGCUCUGAGGUGAGGCAAGAAUCUUCUGUUUCAUCUUCUCCUAGGUGAUGCCAGGGUCAUCGUCUCGCAUUUCAGGGACUUAACAUAAGGCCUUAGUAGAGGAACUACCAACAAGUCAUUGAUGGGUGUUAUUUUUGUAUUUGUUUUUUGAGGCAGAGUUUCUCUGUAGCUCUGGCUGUCCUGUAGUUUGUAGACCAGGCUGGCCUUGAUCUUAGAGACUAGCCUGCCUCUGCUAGGACCAUAAGUGUGUGCUACCACUCCCAGCUUACUAUUAUUUAAAGUCUUAUUUUGUAGCCCUGGCUGGCCUGAGCUCAUUGUGUAUAUACUAUUCUGGCUUCAAAAUCCCAAAUAUCAGCCUGAUCCUGAGUGUUGAUCCUUAGUUAUUUUAUUCAUUCAUUCAUUCGUUUGUUUGUUUUUUAAAGACUAUGGACAAGUUUUAGAACUUGGUUGUGCAGGCUUUGGUUUGCCAUCUAGCAACACAAAACACUGUGGUAAAAGACUUCAGUAGUGCUUGGAAUGCCAAGGAGGGGAUAAGGAAAUAGAUGAGACAAUUUUAAUAGUUUUAGGGGUUGUUAGAAAAUAAGACCACCAAGGCAGAGUCACUGCAUGUUGUUUAGGUGUGGGGUCAGGAGCCAGGCUCAGGAGUUACUGAAGGUGGUCAAGACUUAGAACAGGGAUGUUGACUGGUUAACAGGAAGAUGAGUGCAGGUUGGUUGUUGUUGAGAUCUGUCUUUGACCCUAAAAGAGGCAGAGCAGAAUAAAGCUGACUAAAGGGGAAACAAAUACCCUGUUUCCUUUUCAUGGCAAGUAUUUUUAGUGAUAGGUUGAUAACUACUAUGAGUUCUAUGUACCACCCUCUGCUAAGUGGAUGUUUUACAGGACGGGAAGGUAGGUUUUGUAUAUAAGCAACUCAGAGAUGGAAGGUAAGUAAAGUAUUUUUAGCUAGUGGCCACCAGCCUUCUAAAUGUUUGAAGCGGCCAGGCGGUGAUGGCGCACGCCUUUAAUCCCAGCACUCGGGAGGCAGAGACAGGUGAGUUCGAGACCAGCCUGGUCUACAAGAGCUAGUUUCAAGACAGGCUCCAAAACCACAGAGAAACCCUGUCUCGAAAAAACAAAAAGAAAAAAUGUUUGAAGUGGCAAAACUGAAAUGUGCAUCUUGCCUCCUAAGUACACCUGUACUUUUAUUUUGAUAUGGGUAUAGCCUAGGCUGGAUUUGGACUAGCCCCGUAGCAUAGACUGGCUUUGAACACUGAUCAUUCUGCCUCCAGUUCUGAAGCCCUGAGGUCACAGGCACAAGCCACUCUAUACCAUUGCACAGCUUUAAGUUACUAGAUUAGAAGUAAACAAGAAGUAAAUAAUAAAUUUUAUAUAUACUUUAUAUUGUAUGCAUACUAAAGCAACCCUAAUUCAAAUUUAAAGUGAAGUAGGCUAGGGGUGUGAUUAAGUGGUAGAAUACGUGCUUGAUAUCAUAUACAAUCCUUAGAGCCUAUCUUAGCACCAAAGAAAGAUGAAGAACAGGUAAAGUAGUUCUAUCAUUUACUUUAGCUGGACAUGGUGGCUCAUGCCUUUAAUUCGGACACUCAGGAGGCAGAGGCAGGUGGAUCUCUGUGAGUUCAAGACUAGCCUGAUCUACAGAGCAAUGUCAAGACAGCCAUGGAUACACCGAGAAACCUUGUCUUGAAAAAUUAGUUCAAAGUAUCAUUAGAUUUUGGUCUGUAAGAAAACAGUUUGGGGCUGGAAAUGUCACUCAUCAGUAGAGUUUAUCUAAUGUACACAAGGCUAGGGUUUGAUUAACAAACCCAAGAAAAACAAGGGAAAAGAAGCUCUUUUUUCCUGGGCAAGUGGCAAGCUUAUAAUUGAUUUGGAAAAGAAAGCUUUCUUUCUUUCUUUCUUUCUUUCUUUCUUUCUUUCUUUCUUUCUUUCUUUCUUUCUCUGUCUGUCUGUCUAUAAUAGGCCUCUGUGUCUGUGUACCACAUGAGUUCCUAGUACCCUUGGGUCCUCCGGGAUAGGAGGAUUUUUGGGAGCCAACAUGAGGGUGCAGGGAAUCAAGCUCUGGUCCUUGAAGAGCAGUCAGUGCCUUUUAUUGCUGAACCAUCUCUGCAGUCUGGAAAGCUCUUUUCUAAGUGAUUUAAACGUUUGAAAAUACUUAUUUUUAUUCCUGAGUUCUUAUUUAGUCUUAUAAAGUUCAUUAAAUUGUACCAUCAUAUUCAAGUUCAGUCUUUCUGCAGUUUUAAAGGAUGUAAAAGGUUGCUAAAGGACUUGUUUAUGUGUGAAUGUAUAAAAUAAAGCCAGACUUGCUUGUGUGUGCUUCUGAUCCCAGCUCUAGGGAGGCAGAGACAGAAGGUUAACACAAAUUCAAGGCCACCCAACCUGGGAUAAGCAGUGAACUACUAACUCAAGGAAAACAAACCAGUAACAAAAUAGAAUUACAUAAUAAGCUAAAAAUUCAUCCCUGGCCAGGCGGUGGUGGCACACACCUUUAAUCCCAGGUUAGAGGCCAACCUGGUCUACAGAACGAGUUCCAGGAUAGCCAGGGCUAUGCAGAGAGACCCUGUUUCAGGAAGAAAAAAGAAAGGCCAGCUUGGUCCACAGUGCAAGUUCCAGGACAGACACAGAGAAACUGUCUUGGAAAAAUUAUAAAACAAGAAUAAAAAAUGGUAAGUGAAAAAAGUAAUGACUUUCUUUGCUAUUCUAUCUCGUGAAAAACUGAGUAAAUUAGAAAAUGAUUUAGAAGGGGCUGGAGUCUUAGCUCUAGUUACCUAGCUAGGCAAGAGCUGAACCCUUAAUAUUUGCCAUACAGCCACCUUUCAGUUUACUUUUAAGUUUUUCUAUGUUUAAAACGUUCAUCAGACUCGUGUGUGUGUGUUGGCAGUUGAACCCAAGGUUGUACAUACUAGGCAAACGCUGUAUAUGUAUUAUAUUGCCAGCUCUUGGAAUAGGCCUUACUAUAUAUGGGUCCAUGCAUCAUCCUUCCUAUGCCUCUUUGGUGGUGCUACGUUUACAAAUGUAACCUGGGCCCACAAGGUUGCUUUGGGUUGGGGUAGAUUUCAUGGCUGCUAGAGGAGGACUUCAUAUACAUGGUGUGAAAUAUGACAUUAAUACAGGAUACAUCCAGUCUUUGAAAAGUCAUCUUCCCCCCACAGGACCUUAGGGCUAAAGGUACUUGGCUGGUAAUGUGUUUGCCUACCAUGCAUGAACUCUUGGUUCAGAAUAUAGUACCUUAUACAUUGGACAUGGUAGUGCACAUAUAUAAUACUGAGGAGGCUGAGAUAGAAGGAUCAGAAGUUUAGGGUUUUUCUCAAACACAUAGAGUUUGAGGCUAGCCUAUAUGUAAUUUAUAAGAUUCUUUCUCAGAAGAGGGGGUACAAAAAAGACAUGCAUAACCUAAGCUUGAAUUUAUAUCUUCUGCUUCAUCCUCUGUAGUCCUGGGAUGUUAGAUACAUAGCUGUUCUUUUAGAAACAGCAUUUAUAUUGCAGUGGUACUUUUUAAGAGUGGGGUGUAUGUGUGUGUGUGUGUAGCUAAACAUGGUUCACGUCUAUAAUAUAAACACAGGAAAGUAAAGUCACAGAUUCCAGGCUAUCUUGGGUUUCAUGGUGAUACUUAAAUUUGGUAGCUGAUGCCUUUAAUUUUAGUACUUGGGAGGCAUAAGCAAGUGGAUCUCCCAGAAAUUAGGGCCAGCCUGAUCUGUAUGGUUCUAGGCCAUCCAGAGCUCCAUAAGUAAAACCUGUCUAAAAACAGCUUCGUUUGAUGUCAAUAUACCAUAUUGACAAGCUAUAGUUUGAGGCUAGCUUAGAACUCCGUGGUGAAGUCUUGGCUCAAAAAACCAUGGGCUGAAGAUUUAAUUCAGUGAUAGAGUACCUGUUUAUCAAGUUGAAGGCCCUGUGUGCAACGGUGGUCUUUUUCUUUGAAGUCUUAGCCUUUGCUCAGGACACUGCAGCAGCUCCAGUCACUUGCUUCUCCCUUCUCUACUCCUGAGGAAAAUGGAAUUGCCUUUGAAAAUAACCCCACUUGGACAAGUCUGUUCUUGAUCACAAUUUCCUGGGGGCCCAAAAGCAAGGAGAAAGGGAAGAGGUUGGUAACCAGAUAACCUUUGGGUGGCACUUAGGUGGGAAUUAAUAGCCCUUUUGACUACAGACCUACCUCUAGUUUCAAGCUUCUCCACCCUGGAGUAAUUUCCAGGAACUUGGCAAAAUCUUUAAAAACGAGGUAAGAAUGCCUGUUAAAAGAAGUGAAGGUAAGACAUUUUUCAGCAAGAAGGGUGGUGGGUAAAGGUGGAGCUCUUGACUAGAAUACUUCAAAGGAGUGAAGUGUAGCCUGCAUUAGGAGAUGGAGCGUAUAUUAUGCCAGUUGUGUUCUUAUGUCCUUUCUGUACAGAUCACUAACAAAGUGAGUGUUUCAUUUCUUAGUUGUGGAAGAAUAGGAAGCCUGCCUGGAGGCACAUUUGCAGCAGGUGCUUUGUUUCUAGGUAGCAGAAAGGACUUAAUGAUACUAGGACUUUUCAACAAGGACAGCAUAUCCAGAGGAGACCUUUGCUGUCUUUAGGCUGCAGAUAAGGUUCAAGAAUAGUGUUUGAUCAGUGGCUUGGUCAUUGAGAAGGACCUGGAAGUAUUCAGUGGUAAGUAUUUGCCUAGGAUGUGUGAGGCCCUAGGUUCAAUUCCCAGCAACACAAACACAAAAGAUCAUUGGAAAAUAGGAAGUACAGGAAAGUGAAAUGCUCAGGACUUUUUUUCCUGGCCUGGCUUCUUAUUCUUAUAUCAUCUCAAAUGAUCUUCAUAAACACUCAGUUACUAUUUAAAGUGGCAUUUCAUGUGCUAAGACUUAUGAAAUUGAAGUUUUUAGGGCACAGUUUAUAUCUGAUCAAGUUAGAAGACUUUACGUUUAAUGUGAGCAUCCAUUUUAUCUUGGUGUUAAUAAAGACUAGUAUUUAAGUUUAGUUUUGUUCUUGACUUGGACCCUGAAUUUAGAUCUGAAUCAAAUGAAUUAAGGGGAAGUGUGAGGCUGACCCAACAGCUUUAUUCAAAAUAUAUCUAGAUCUAUCUUUUGUUUUUAAGUCAGAUUUUUGGACCUAUCUCGGAACAUUGAGUAUUGUGUUAAAAUAAUAGUUGCUCAACAACAACAAAAAGACAUGGUACAUGACAUUGGUCGUGACACUCCUGAGGAAUAGACAGGGGAUCCCUAUGAGCUCAAAAGGAGCCAGAGCAAUACAGUGAUACCGUGUCUCAGAAAGUUAAAAAAAAAAAGCGUUGCUCAUAUUUCAAAUUGUUUUAAAGAACUACACACACAAAUGUUUGAAGUGUGGUUAGAUUAUUGUAGCCAAAUGAGAAACAUAACUGCUACCAAUGAGAACAUGAUCUAUGUGGGUCUUAAUUACACUCUUGGGGAACACAAAUAUGAAUAGCCUAGAGUAAUUUCACUUAUGAGAGUUUAUUGGCUCCCUUCUCAGGAUAGUUGAUAUCCUUGAAAUUUCUUUUUACCAGGGCCUCUAUUUUUCUUAGGUUUAUAAACUAGGUAGGAAAACAAAAGCGCUCAAAAUGGUUGUCUUGAACAAGGUACAGACAAAUUGAUUGUGCUUGUCAUUGGAUCUCCUCUGUAUGAGGCUAAGCUUCUUGAGAAAGUGAAACUGUAUUAGGGAAGAUUAACCCUGAUGGUGAAGGUGGUAUGACCCUGUAAACUCCAGGGCCACACUGAAGGGUAAUUAACUUUGAAAGUUAAACCUUGAGGAUGGGGAUGUAGUUCAGUGGGUAGAGUGCUUGCCUAGCAUGCAUGAACCUCUGGGUUUGAACCUGAUCGUUUCAUAGACCCGACAUAGUGGCACCUGCUUUUAAUGCCAGUACUUAGAAGGUUGAGGCAGGAGAUUCAGAAGUUCACAGUGGUCCUUUGCUGCAUAUCAAGUUCAAAGCCAGCGUGGGCUACCUGCGUUACUGAAUCCAAGAAAAAUACCUUGGAAAUUUCUGUUACCUGUUAAGAAAUAAAAUUGAUGAGCUAGGAUGUAGAAGUCUACUACUGCCUAGUUUCUUGACUUACUGUACCUAACUUUCAACCCUGCAACUAACUUUAUUUUUGCCUUCUUUCCAGAUACCGAUUGUAACACAUGUUCCCUGCCACACUGAUAAGCUCUGAGCGUGUCUUUUAUUUGAAAGAAUACUUAUAUGCAUAUUCUGUCUUCGAUGUGAAUAUUCCGUCGAACCUACAGACUAAAACUGAGUUCAGUGAUAAAUGCAGCUUUUUCUCUCACGCCUAUUUAACUUUGAGCUGAGACCAUCUGAAGUGUGACUCACUUUCUUUUUAAAGCUGAGUUCUGCCUUCUUUUUCUUUAUAAAAGUAAACGUAGUCAACAUGAGCUUUGCUGUCAGAAUCUGACUUAACAACUAUGGUUGAUGUGUUUGAUCUUCAGUUAAGAAUUUUUCUGGCAUUAGAUGACCUAUUAAGUCUAAUCUUUUCUAUUUUAAAUUGGCUGGCUUUCCUUCCUAUUUAGUGAAUACCACUUCAUGAUAUCAUACGUUCUUUUGGAAUACCAGCCCGGAAAUGGACCGUAUGUUGAAUGACAGACAUUUUGGAGGUUUGGGGGGGGGUGGAUUCUAAAACCAAAACCCGGCAUGGGAUUCAUUUUCAGUCUUUGUUUUCAUUGGUUCUGGUCAUUAACCGGCAUACUUCUCUGGUCUCUCAAGUAGCUGUAUAUGCUAAUUUUGUUUUGCCUUCCUAGCUGCUAAGAUAGAUAAGUCAUUGCAAAGUGCACAUUUUUAAAUGGUUUCAUCUGAGGAUUGCUUCCGAGCCACUGAUGGAAUGUGCCUUGAGAAGGAAUGUGCCAUUUGGAAUCAGGACCGUCCAGCAAGGAUGACUGCCUGGUCACAUGGUCAGAAUAAUCAAACUCUUAACAGUGUUUCCCUAAAAGCAAGUCUUGACAGCCUUGGGGUUUCAUCCAUUUCUCCUCAUUUCCAUUCCCUAAUAAGUGAUGACCCAGUCCUGUCAUUUCUGAGUAUCUUGGGGAAUUGAAUUGUCAGUAAGUCAGUUUUGGUUUUCAGUUUAUGAUUUUUUAGUAUUCAAAUGCAUUUUUAAAUAUUUUUCCUACAGUUUACUGAGUUUAUUUUCAUGUUUAUUUGUACCUCAGCAGCUGAAUAAGCUGGGUAUAAUGCACACUUGUAACCUCAGCACCUGGGAGCCUAAGGCACAAGAGGUUCAGUAUGAAGCUGGCCUGAGUUGAGCUACACAUUGAACUCUAUCUCAAAUAUUUUAAAGAAGAAAAAUUAGUUGAAUGGAGAUAAACCUUUCAAACUUGAAGCUUACACCAAUGAGAAAGUUAACUUCUUUUCUGGUUUAAGUGGUUUGUACUUAAACCCUAUUCCAAAUCUGACAAACUAAUCAACCACUUAAACGAGUCUACUAGUCCUGACCUCUUCCUCUUAUCAGAUUGUUUUUCCUUUACCCAUUUAGCAAAAUCAUCAAGAGACUUAACUAGUUUAUGUUUGGUCUUCAUGGGAAUCAUAUCGUACCUGGUCUCACUGACUUUUACUAAAAGAAUGCAGAAGCCAGUUGUGGUGGAGUUUACCAACAUCAAUUAACCACUCCUCAGACAGGAGGCUCCAGAGCAGCCUGGGCAGCAGAGAUUUCAUCUUAAAAGGGACAGAAAAUUCCAGCCUAAACUAAGCAAAGAAAGGGACCAGCUGGAGGUGGGGAAGGGACUUGGGUGAGGAAUUUGGGAAGGGAUUGAAUGAAAUAAAUUAUAAUGGUACCAGUGGCUGAAGAUGCUAUAAUAAAACCAUUACUGUGUAUCUUAACCUAGAAAAUUAAGAAGAAAGAAAAUGUCUGCAUAUAGGUCUUGAGCUUGCCAGGGGGCCUUUUAGCGUUAACUUAAAAUUCAUUUCCACAUACAUCAAAGUGUGACUCUUCCCGAUUGAAGUUGUGAGACCUCAAACUAUGCCCCAGUGACUUAAUUUUAUGUCCUUCCCUGUUUACUGUGUCUGACCUUCAAGAUUUCGGGACUGAUGCUGAAGUGGAAGCCAGCCAGUGCAGACGUUUGGGGGAAAUGACAUCUGAAGAAUGCAAAGGGAAGUAGGAAUUCAUGUCUAGCCUUCCCAAACCUGCCUUCCAUACUCGAGUUGAUGGAAUUUUCCAGCUAAGCCUUAUGACUCUGUUUGAUGUUCUUAGGAAAGGUUCCAAGAAGGUGAGUGAACUGUUGUUGUCUUUGAAGAAAGACUGCCUCUGUAUUAGAACCAUAUCUCUACUUCUGUAAAGACAGGAAGCUCCUUCCUGGGCUCCACAGCCCUGCCUCUAUUUGGUAUAUGUCAUGGGACUGUGCAAAGUGUAGAGUAAUUGAGCCUGCAAGUAUUCUACUUGUGCCAGGCAUGGUGGUGCACUGAAGCAAGAGGAUUAAGAGCUCAAGGAGAGGGGCUGGAGUGAUGACGCAGCAGUGAAAAUCACUUCUUACAAAGGAUCCGGAUUCAAUUCCCAGUACCCAUAUGGCAGCUCACAGCCAUUCAUAAUUCCAGCUUCAGGGGUCCAGUGUCCAACUUUGGUGAGCACCAGGCAUGUACAUGGUAUGCAGACAUACAUGCAAGCAAAACAUCCAUACAUAGAAAAGUGAUAUAAAAAAGUUUAGGAAGACCCUGUUGGAAUGAAUAUUCAUUUGUUUUAGUGUUCUUGAUAUAUACAUUUUUAAAUUGUUCAAAGGUUCCACCAGAAUUACAUUUGCCUUUGAUGUGAACAAAUACAAGUAAACUGGGGUUUUUAGUGGUUUCUGUGAACAUUCAUUUAUUAGUUUUGUAGCAAAAUUGCUCAAAAAAAUUACUAGAAAUAAACUGGGCUUUUAACACAUGCCUUUAAUCCCAGCAAUCGGGAGGCAGAGGCAGGUGGGUCUCAGAGUUCCAGGACAGCCAGGUUUGUUAAACAGAGAAACUGUCUCAAAAAUUUAAAAAAAAAAGGAUAAUAAAAAAAUGGCUAGAAAUAAAUGAUUCCAGAUUAUGUAUCUGUGCAGUUUGGAUCCUGCAGACCUUGGAGGUAAACUAGUACAGAGUUUAUGACCUUAAGGAACUCACUCUUAUUCAUAAAGAAGUUUAAGGAAUUAAAAUCUGAUUUAACUGAGGGAGGCCUAAAUUUCUUAUUAGUAUUCCAUGCUAAUAACUAACUAAUAUGCUGACUUGACUGCAUGCAACACAUUAUAAAUGGAAGGUCUAAGGUGUGUUGUAAUCCCAGCACUGAAGAGGCUGAGGCAUGAGCAUCAAGAGUUUGAAGCCAGCCUGAGACAGUCUCUCUCUCUCUCUCUCACACACACACAUACACACAUACACACUCCCUAUUUAUGUGAGUUUAUAUGUGUAACAUUUAUUAGAUCCUUCAUAUUUCGGGUAUUACUCCAAGAGCUUUACAUAUAAUAUUUCAGAAAAGGCAGAGAUGUGCACGGACUGCCUAAGUUUAUAUAACUGACAUAGGACCAAUAUUGAGCUCCAGCAGGUUGACUGCAGAACCUGCAGUCUUUUAUAUUUGGAUGUGAUAAUAUAAAUGUAGUACCUGCGAUGAGUAACCUCAAAACAGCCCAGAUUCUUAGUCAAAUUUGUCUUGGUUUAAAAAAAAUGCCAGUUGUAAUAGCACACUUUUUAAAUCUCAGCACUCAGGAGGCAGAGGCAGGUGAUUCUCUGUAAGUUGAAGGCCAAUCUGGUCUUCAUAGCAAUGUCCAAGCUAGCCAGGGCUGCACAGUGAAACCCUGUCUAAACCACACACACACACACACACACACACACACACACACACACACACACACACACACACACAAAUGGAAAAUAGAAAAAAACAGGAAAAAAUAGUGUUAACGCUGCAGUAGCUUGGUGCUCAGACAUUCAGUCUGCAUGCUAACCUUCCUUUUGCCCGAGAUACAGAAUUGAAAGAUCUGGAACAGAAGGAGCACUUUCUGCUUAGAAUGCAGACGGGGUGGAGGGUGGGGAGGCAGGUUGUUUUCUUUUAGCUGUUAAAUCAUGACAGACUGUGACUGCUGAGACUUUCCCCAGUAUUCUUCUAGAAACAGAGCAGACUGCAGAAGAGAAGCCCAGGUAGGUGAGUGCCCUUGUGUUAUUUGCAGCGCCACUGCGCCUGUCGCUGUUGUGUUGUUCUUCUGUAAAUCUGAUUUUAACUUUAAUAAACUGCUUUCUGAAAGUCA